Messenger RNA from Mercenaria mercenaria, 611 nucleotides. RefSeq names its product low-density lipoprotein receptor-like. The record is from RefSeq and is a predicted model, not a curated record. The transcript is spliced from 5 exons. Gene Ontology annotation, molecular function: protein binding. Lineage: Eukaryota; Metazoa; Mollusca; Bivalvia; Venerida; Veneridae. Bases 84 to 611 code for a protein of 175 amino acids.
UAAGAUUCUGGCUAAUGCAUUUAUGAUUAUAGUAACAUAACAUAGCGAGACAUGGGAAAGUUGUGAGUUGUAAAUAUUUGCGAAUGAGAAAAAUGUGUUCGAUUUUAUCUGGAACAACUGAUCGUGGAUUUUGUUCUGAAGACGAAUUUUCUUGUAGGAAUGGCAAGUGUAUUCUUUUAGAGGACCGAUGCAAUGAUCGACAAGAGUGCAAUGAUGGAAUUGAUGAAACGGAAUGUUCGAUCGGAUGUAAUGACGGACAGUUUAGCUGUGCCAGUGGGCGAUGCAUUUCAAAAAGUCUUGUUUGUGACGGCACAAAAUCCUGCGGAGAUUUUUCAGAUGAACUUUCAUGUCCAGAUAUUGAAAAACGAAGAAAUUGUAGACUAGAUGAGUAUUCCUGUGAGGAUGGAACGUGUGUAAAUAUCUGGAGGAAAUGUGAUGGCGUAAAAGACUGUCGCAAUGGUUUAGACGAAGGAUGCUUGUGUGGUGCUGGCUAUUUCCAGUGUAAUGAUGGGACAUGCAUUUCGAGCUCAUGGACAUGUGACGGCGAUGAUGAUUGUAGUGAUAUGUCAGAUGAAGUUCCAUGUGAAAGUUUGUUUCUUUUAUUCUCUUAG